AUGACUUCCAACGAUGGGACGCCCAAGGCAGGGCUCCAUGACGCAAGCAUCGCGAAACCCGGCGCAAAAGACGCAGGACGAGACACGAAUAUCGCAGACAGCUUGACUUCCGUCUUAGAUGAUGUGAAACGCAACUGGUCACUGGCCGACAUCGUCGACUUCGUCCCCCCUCAAUUCCGCAACCAGGACAACACCGUGUACUUCACCUCCGAAAUGGCCGUGUCCUUGUUGACGCUUUCCACUGGUUUCCGGUUAGAAACAGUACAGCAAGGAAUCGUCACAGCUAUUGAGACGCGAUUACAACACCAUCCUACAGGGUCUCGAACUCUGCUGUUGCGCGACCUCAACGAGGUCAUGAAAGAAUUCCAAUGUUACCCGAUCAUUCCCAUAGUAGAACGAUCCGAGUGGCCUGUCAAGCAGCAUACAUUUCCCACCCCAGAUUCGUGUCCUCUGGCCGCUCCUUCCAUGACCUGUAAAUCCUGUAUAUUUUUGGGGAUAAAGUGCGACGCAACAAAGCCCCAAUGCGGACGUUGUCGGCACUUAGGACUAGACUGUGCAUACCCGGAAGCCUCUCUGACACCGAGGGGAAUGGAGCCUCCAGCUUCAGAGACAAUACCCACAGCAGCACCACGGGCUCAGAUGGCAGGGAUUGGGCAGGGUGGAGAAUCCAGACAGGUCAAUGGACGCGAAGAGCUGACCCCAUUCACCGUUAGGCGAUUCGAGGAAGGCUCGCACACUAUUGAAUCUGAAGUGAUGGUUGAGGAUGAUCUCGUCUUGUUAAGGCCUCUCGAAGAUCACGCCAGAGAUAAGGAGAGUCACUCAGAGAUGACGCUGAGACGAGCGAUACUUGCAAGAAAGAUGCAUCCCGGAGGUGAUAGUGAGCAGCAUCCGCCAAUUACAAGCCCUGUUGUCAACGUUGCGACCACGAACAUUUCGGUGGGGCCCUUACGACGUGGAAACCCCUUCGACAUCAACUGUAUCUUGGACAGGGCAGAUUUCGUGGAGAUCAUGGACGAUAUGGAUGCUGCCAAUGCGACAGACGAAACGGACACUCUUCGAGGUCAGGAGGAAAGCCUUCCAAAGAGAAGACGCCGAGCAUGCGAUACCUGUGUGUGGCGGCACCUACGAACCCGUCGCUCAUCUUCUCGUCUAAGAGAGCCGCCGGAAGAUAGGUCCGCCUCGCCAAAGAUUCACAUCAAAGACGAGCAUGUUGGAACCCGGAAUCCUCGCCAAAUUCAUCAAACUGCGGACCCUCUAGUUGACGCCUGCGAAAAUCACAGCAUGCCGCGGCCGCGGCACCCUAAAAUACCAUUCAACAGAUUAUCAUUUGAGAUGCAAAUAGAGAUGCUCAAGCGCAUCGAGGAAGCCGCCAAGAAUUGGAAUCAAGAAGCACUGCAUCUGUGCAUACCGCAUGAGAUUCUGCCUUGCAGAGUGAACGAGAAUGGGGAGAAACUUCUAGAGAAGGAAGAUAACCCAAAGGAAUGGGGACACACAUUCAUUAUAGACAUCUGGCAGCUUUCCAAGAAGACCAAAGGGGGGUUGCCUAGAGUACAAGAGUGCAUGAGGGCCGCACUCAGAGUGCUGAACAAGUCCAAUUUGACCCUUUUGAGCCUUCUAGAGGCUCGGAAACUCGUCUACCGAGAGCUUGGGAUCGAGAUCCUAACCCGAAAUUCUAAGGGAAGUCAGCAGGCAAAUUCUAUAUCUCCGCUUACUUCUAAGCUUGCACCUCUGCAUGCUCCUCAAUUCGGCCUUCAAGAGCCAGUCCGCUAUGGCUUGCCUACGCCGGAAAUUCGUAGGCCAAUAAACGGCCUACCUAGCUAUGAGCCGUUUGGCCGUGCUAGAGAUCACCAGCCAUCAAGGCAAUACGAAGCCGGUAGCGUUUCAUUCAAUGAAACCAUGCCCCUCGGGAACACAUACUUCCCAACAACCAAUCAGUACGAGCCCGGCUCCUGGGACCCGCCGUUCCCCACUGACCUAGGAGUCUCUCAUUCAUCGAAUCUCCCAUUUGGCGUUGCUAGAGCUCCAGCAAUAAAUGGCCCGGCGUUUGGGCGUCAAGUGUAUCAACCCCCUAGGCCUCUCUCUCAUUUCCCUACCUCGCCAAAUCGUCGACCAGUCGUGAACGGUGAACCACUCCGGGAAUGUCCCUUGGCCCUUGGACCCCGGGAACGUUCGGCCACCCAUGGGCCUCCAAUUAAGGUAGAGAAUAACUAUGAGCUUGCCGACAGUUUAGAUGCUAUUCCCGAUGAUCUAGGCUUGCUGAGGCUUGCCGAAAAGCACGCCAGACUUCAGCUGAGACUAGCGAGACUCGAAAGACAGAGGCAGCCCGGAGGUUACAGUGAGCAGCAUCCGGUGGACUUGACUCUGGAUGGCGACCGUCAGGAUGCUACCCGGACUACUCGACGGCGAGAUCGGGGGUCGUCGCAUGGUUUGCCGUCAGCGCCAGGCAAUCCGGCUAGUUCGCUAGAGACAUGA
Molecule: messenger RNA, 2472 nt
Organism: Mytilinidion resinicola
Lineage: Eukaryota; Fungi; Ascomycota; Dothideomycetes; Mytilinidiales; Mytilinidiaceae
Exons: 4
Coding region: 1-2472 (823 amino acids)
Biological process (GO): regulation of DNA-templated transcription
Molecular function (GO): DNA-binding transcription factor activity, RNA polymerase II-specific; zinc ion binding
Source: RefSeq, a predicted model, not a curated record